AUGGACUUCACCCAUCCCCACCACCACACCACUCUGUUCAAUCCGCCUGACCCCAGCGCCGGUAGCGAUUUCACCUAUGACUUUAACGUCCGCGGAACUGAUCAUCGCCGCCAUCGUAGUCACAAAGUCCAUCGCGUUGACCCCCAUGGGAAGAAGGAGGAGGAGCAGGCGGAACUCGUACAUGAUAUUGUGCUAGGGCCGGCGGAUACUUUGUUUCCCAUAAUCGACGGUUCUCAAAACAGCAAGGAGAAAAAGCACGCUCAGGAUAAACAGAUGACAAAUGGCCUGACGAAGACCAUGGACUUUACCAUCACAGACAAAGUGGAAGGAAAAGGAACCAAGAACCAGGAGAGUAAGGACAGCAAGGAGAGUCAGGAAUACGUGCGAGGGCUUGAAACCGAUGAAGUCGUGAACAAUGAAGUUGAGCAGAACGGAAAUGACAAGACGGAUCAGAAUAUCAAAACGAAAGAGGAAGAACACGGUGCCGACAACGAAGUUCAACAGGAGAGGAAAGAGAAGAAAGAGAAAGAUAAGGCAGGUCUACAGAGACGGCAGGAAGAAGCGGCAAAACGCCAGAGACUGGAAGAUGAGAUAACGGAGACAAGAACGCCGAUAGAUCUAGCGGAGGAUCUGGAAUCGAAGACUGAGACAACGACCAAGGUAGAUGUGAAGACGAAGGAGGUGCCAGAGACGAAGGCAAAGUCGAAGGCUAGGAUCCUAAUCACGCGGAUCAAGGCAAGGUUCAUGAAGACGGUGACGGAGCUGAGGAAGUAA
Molecule: messenger RNA, 774 nt
Organism: Aspergillus melleus
Lineage: Eukaryota; Fungi; Ascomycota; Eurotiomycetes; Eurotiales; Aspergillaceae
Exons: 2
Coding region: 1-774 (257 amino acids)
Source: RefSeq, a predicted model, not a curated record